UUCCGUGGCUCCGUCACUUCCUCUGCGGAGAAGGCUCGAGAGGAGACGGUUUGGCGCUGCUAGCAACCGUGACCGGUGUCCAGGGCUCCGAGGCAGGAGGAUGAGCGACAGCGGGGAGCAGAACUACGGCGAGCGGGAGUCCCGUUCCGCUUCCAGAAGUGGAAGUGCUCAUGGUUCCGGCAAGUCCCCAAGGCAUUCGCCUGCUAGAUCUAGGUCCAAGGAAGGUUCAAGGCGAUCUAGGUCGAAGUCUAGAUCAAGAUCUGAAUCUCGUUCCAGAUCAAGGAGGAGUUCUCGCAGGCAUUAUACAAGAUCACGUUCACGUUCUCGAUCCCACAGAAGGUCAAGAAGCAGAUCUUACAGCCGCGACUAUCGGCGCCGACACAGUCACAGCCAUUCUCCUAUGUCUACUCGUCGGCGUCAUGUUGGCAACAGAGCAAAUCCUGACCCAAACUGUUGUCUUGGUGUAUUUGGAUUAAGCCUGUACACAACAGAAAGGGAUUUGAGAGAGGUAUUCUCCAAAUAUGGUCCAAUUGCUGAUGUUUCUAUUGUAUAUGACCAGCAGUCUCGACGUUCUAGAGGAUUUGCCUUUGUGUACUUUGAAAGUGUUGAUGAUGCUAAGGAGGCAAAAGAACGUGCCAAUGGAAUGGAGCUUGAUGGGAGAAGAAUCAGAGUUGAUUUCUCUAUAACAAAAAGGCCUCAUACACCUACUCCUGGAAUCUACAUGGGAAGGCCUACUUAUGGUAGUUCCCGACGGAGAGAUUACUAUGACAGAGUUUAUGAAAGAGGCUAUGAUGACCGUGACUAUUAUAGCAGAUCAUAUAGAGGAGGCGGAGGCGGUGGAGGAGGAUGGCGAGCUGCCCAAGACAGGGAUCAGAUGUACAGGAGAAGAUCACCAUCUCCGUAUUACAGCCGAGGGGGCUACAGAUCUCGCUCUCGGUCUCGAUCCUAUUCACCUCGUAAGUAA
Elgaria multicarinata webbii is the source of this 964-nucleotide messenger RNA. RefSeq names its product transformer 2 beta homolog (gene TRA2B). Gene Ontology annotation, cellular component: spliceosomal complex. Gene Ontology annotation, biological process: positive regulation of mRNA splicing, via spliceosome. The record is from RefSeq and is a predicted model, not a curated record. Lineage: Eukaryota; Metazoa; Chordata; Lepidosauria; Squamata; Anguidae. The transcript is spliced from 9 exons. Gene Ontology annotation, molecular function: RNA binding. Bases 101 to 964 code for a protein of 287 amino acids.